Messenger RNA from Moneuplotes crassus, 2478 nucleotides. Lineage: Eukaryota; Ciliophora; Spirotrichea; Euplotida; Euplotidae. The record is from the annotation of a GenBank genome assembly.
AAUAUAUUAAUGAACAAUCUAUUAUUCUCCAUAUUGUUUCUUCUUCUGCUUGCUUUUGCAAAAGGAGCUUCCUUACAAAAUUCAUCAACAAAAGACAGUUUUUAUGCAAGGAUAAGCAAUGAGUUAGGGACAAAGAUUAUUGAGAAAAUUUCAAACCUUGAUAUUAAAGAGCAUGGAAAACAUAGCGGAGUCACAAGAGAAAGUAUUAGAAAAGCACACUUUAAUAGUUCAUAUGAAAAAUGCUAUUUAGCCUUCAAUAAUUACAACAAGAAUUUGUUUGAAGGAGACUCAGCCCAAAUGAUAUUAUCUAGUUUCACUGAGAUUGGGGAUCUUGGCAAUUAUGAAAGAUGAAAAAGUAUUCCUCAAGCUGCUUACUACAUUCUCCAACUUAACAUUACUCAUCUCCCAAUUGAACUAAGAGUAGGAAUUUGUUUUCCAGAACAAUGUACUCAAGAUAUGCUGAACUUAAUCGCUGGAUAUUUCUCAGAUGGGACCGGUAAAUUAGUCAGGAAAGUCGCCGAAAUGCAAGAGAUUGAUAUGCUAAUUGAGCACAAUGUGACUCUACAAACUCAUUUUUAUCAUCCAGAUACUAGAAAUAAAUUGGUAUCUCAGCAAAAUUCUACCGUUGCUCCAAUCGCUUUGACAGUUGUUGGAGUGUUUUUCUUACUCACUGUUGUUGCAUCUUUGACUUCAAUGCAACUUGCACAAAAGAGGUUGAAAGAAACAAAGCAAAGGAUUAUUGAACAAGAAAAACUAGAGAGAUUAAAGAACAAUACAAAUGACGAAUCAAAUCAAUAUUGUAUUGAUCCUUUCGAAAGAACAACAAAAGCUACAGUAGAUGCUCAACCUGUAAAUUACUCUGAAUGCACGAGUCGUUCAUCUAGAGCUACAACUGAAUUCCAGCUUGAGACUCAGAAGUUUGCACCUGGGAAAUUUAUAACAGAGAAUGAUAGAAGAAAUAUGGUCCUUGAAGAUUAUCAAGAAGAGAGAGGUUUAGCUAUGAAAUAUCUCAAUUGCUUUAAUAUCUCUAAAAACUUAGGCGAGAUGCUCAAAACUAAAAGAAGUAAAGAAGAUGAUGAAGAACUUGAAGUGCUUGAAGCUUUAAAGGUCUUACUCUUCUGAUGGGGAGUAAUAUGCGCUACUAGUCUUUAUGUGCUUACAAGUAGUGGCCGGAACAUUCCUAUUCUUUUGAAGUUCUUCUCUCAAUAUGAUUUUGCAUUUAUCAGUGCAGGGAACUUAGUGCCUGAAGCAUUCUUUUUUAUGAUAUAUUUCUUUAGUUUUAUUAAGAUCAAUCAAUAUUAUGAUCGCAAAGGAGUUCUCAGGACCAAAAAUUAUCUCUGGCUGUUUCUCUAUCGAGUUUUGAAAAUGGCUCCACUCUAUUACUUUGUAUUUCUCAUUGGCUGGGCUUUACUACCAUUAGCAUCAAAUAAUAUCAACUGGUUUGGAACUGAUAGGCUCUUUCACGAUUGAGAUUCGCAAUGGCCAUAUGUACUGACGUUUUUAAACACAUAUUUCCCUUUCUUUACACAAGCGCUUAGAGGUUGUUUCUAUUGGCCAUAUCUUGUUCCCAAUGACCUUCAGCUAUAUAUCUUCUUUCCUAUAUGGAUUAUUGUGUACAGAAAAAAUAAAAAUGCUUUCCUUGCUCUCAUGCUUGUGCUCCAACUAGUUGGAUUGUUCAUUCAUGGAUUUAUUGGAUACUAUUACAAUCUAAGUGUUGGUAUUAUGACUCUUGAUGAUUAUUACUUGUGGUCUUAUCAAUUCAAUAAAGCUCAUACUAAGGUGAGUGCUAUCUCAUUUGGUCUCACAAUGGCUUACAUUUAUCUAAGAAUUUUAGAGUAUCGUAAGUCUAAUGAUGAUGGCAAAAAGAAAAACUUUAAAAUUAUUGAUUUUAUGCACAAAUCAACUAUCGUCACCAUCUUUCUCUAUUUGUACUCAAUACUUAUCUUUGCCUGCAUUACUCUAAUCGUAAGAUCUGCUAACGAUGAUGCUUAUUCAUGGUCUAGAAUGCAAAAUACUUUAUACACUAUUGCUGCAAGGCCACUGCUAUUAACAGUAAUUAUGAGCUUGCUUCUGAUUAUUUUUAUGGGUAAAGGUCACAUUGCAAAAUAUUUAAUGACUUCACGGAUUUGGCUGCCCCUAUCUAACCUGACUUAUGCAGGAUAUCUGAUUUAUCCUAUAGUAAUUGGUGCCAAUUUUUAUGCUUCACAGAGAGCAUUCUUCAUUACCAAUCCAUCUAUAAUAUUCGCAAUGCUGAGCAAUAUUAUUAUCUGUUAUCUUGGAGCUCUUGUGCUUCACAUAUUUGUUCAAGCUCCGAUUGACAGGGUUCUUAAGACGACAUACCAAGUUGUCAGAAAUUCCAGAGGAUCUCUCGAAACAAUGUCUGAACAGGGAUCUUUACUUGAACCAAAUGAGAUCACUAAACUGUAAAAAUUCCGGAAUAUUCUUACUCGAACUAAUUUGCAUUAACCUGACGUCAUU